Scophthalmus maximus (turbot) is the source of this 1971-nucleotide messenger RNA. RefSeq names its product 5-beta-cholestane-3-alpha,7-alpha-diol 12-alpha-hydroxylase. Gene Ontology annotation, molecular function: sterol 12-alpha-hydroxylase activity; heme binding; iron ion binding. NCBI's taxonomy places the organism in Eukaryota, Metazoa, Chordata, Actinopteri, Pleuronectiformes, Scophthalmidae. Bases 24 to 1559 code for a protein of 511 amino acids. The transcript has a single exon. The record is from RefSeq and is a predicted model, not a curated record.
AGUGAUUGCAACAAGAAUCAGUCAUGGGACUGCUGCUGCCUAUCCUUCUUGGUUUUCUUGCCUCUCUGAUUGGAGGUCUGUACCUUCUUGGGGUGUUUCGGCAGCGCCAACCAGGAGAACCCCCUUUGGAUAAGGGGCUCAUCCCUUGGCUGGGUCAUGUCUUGGAGUUUCGCAGGAACACACUGAAAUUCCUAGACAGGAUGAAGCAAAAGCACGGAGAUGUGUUCACCGUACAGCUGGGAGGUUUUUAUAUCACUUUCCUUCAGGAUCCUCUGUCGUUUGGAGCAUUUAUUAAGGAGAGUCGAGAAAAACUAGACUUCGGCAAGUUUGCUAAACAUCUGGUGCACAGAGUGUUUGGUUAUGUGGCAGAAGAAAGUGAACAUCAUACCCUCCAGAUGUCUAGCAACAAGCAUCUCAAGGGGGAUGGCCUGAAGGUAAUGACUCAAGCUAUGAUGGGAAAUUUGCAGAAUCUGAUGUUGCACAGUACUGGCUCAGAUGAAGACCAAAGCACCUGGAUAGAAACUGGACUGUUUAUGUACAGCUACAAUAUUCUUUUUAGGGCUGGCUACUUAUCUCUGUAUGGCAAUGCACCACCCAAGUUCGAGGGAAGUGAGGACAAAGCCAAAAAGAAAGACAGAGAUGAAUCGGAAGCCUUAUUUAAAGAGUUUCGUAAAUAUGACCAACUCUUCCCUAACCUGGCUUAUGGGGUCCUCUCUCCAAGGGAAAGGUCGGAAGCACAGAGGCUAAUGGAAUUAUUCUGGAACUCUCUGUCGGUGCAGAAGAUGAAGAUCAAGGACAACAUCAGUGGCUGGGUGUGGGACAUGCAGCAGGUCAGAGAGGAAAAGGGUAUGGACGAGUCAAUGAUAAACAAGUACAUGUUUGUGCUUCUUUGGGCGUCUCAGGGCAACACAGGGCCCGCUGCAUUCUGGCUACUCCUCUUCCUCAUGAAAAACCCAGAGGCUAUGAGAGCAGUAAAGGAAGAGGUAGAUAGGGUUCUGAAGGAAUCAGGGCAGAAAGUCCAACGUGGUGGCCCUUUAGUCGACCUGACCCAUGAAAUGCUGUUGAAAACACCUAUCCUGGACAGUGCUCUGGAAGAAACCCUCCGACUCACUGCUGCGCCCCUCCUCACCAGAGCCGUGCUCCAGGAUUUGACCCUCAAGAUGGCGGAUGGGCGUGAAUAUAUCAUUCGCAAAGGUGACAGAAUGGCAAUGUUCCCUUACAGUGCCGUUCACAUUGAUCCAGAGAUCCACCCUGACCCACAUUCAUUCAAAUAUGACCGCUUUCUGAAUCCAGACAUGAGCAAGAAAACUGAUUUUUACAAGGAAGGGAAGAAGGUGAAGUAUUACAACAUGCCCUGGGGAGCUGGGGUCUCCAUGUGUCCUGGACGUUUCUUUGCCACCAAUGAGAUGAAACAGUUUGUUUUCCUCAAGUUGGCCUACUUUGAGAUUGAGCUGAAGAAUCCUGAUGAGAAGAUACCUGAAAUUGAUUUCAGACGAUGGGGCUUUGGAUCCAUGCAGCCUGACAGAGACAUUGACUUUCGAUACAGAUUCAGAUUUUAAACCAAAUCAUAAUUUUUACUUCUCUGACAAAAACUUUUCUGAUUUUCCUUAAGCUUUCAUUUGCCAAUUAUAUUUUUAGAAAAUAUCAGAUUCCAUAAUCAAGUGUUUUUCUUUCAUUUUGUUUAAAAUUAAUGUUUUUAUGUAUUUUAUAAUAUUUGAUGGAAUAAGUAAUUACUCAUAUAAAUGAUAGUCAAUUCUAAAUAAGAGUUACUAUUAUAAAUGAUGUGACUGCUUCUGCUUUUACACUUGGAGAGUGGUUGACAUUACUUGUUACAACUUAUUAUGCCUAGAGUUAUCUUUAACAUCCUCUGCUCCACCUACAAUAAAGAGCGUCACUGAACCCAUUUCGAAGAACUGAUAAGAAAAUCUAAGUUUUUCAUAAUCAAUAAAGUUAACUUUCGAAAAAACUGUA